Messenger RNA from Diuraphis noxia (Russian wheat aphid), 792 nucleotides. RefSeq names its product dopamine D2-like receptor (gene Dop2R). The record is from RefSeq and is a predicted model, not a curated record. NCBI's taxonomy places the organism in Eukaryota, Metazoa, Arthropoda, Insecta, Hemiptera, Aphididae. Gene Ontology annotation, biological process: G protein-coupled receptor signaling pathway. Gene Ontology annotation, cellular component: plasma membrane. Gene Ontology annotation, molecular function: dopamine neurotransmitter receptor activity, coupled via Gi/Go; G protein-coupled receptor activity.
GUUCGUCACCACCCACGAUCAUAUUAUCGUCGUACUACCUAUAUAGACGACGCCGUGUUGUCGCGAUCCAGGUGGGUGGGGUGGUCCGUGUUGUGGGUUCAGUGGGUGUUUACGGUUUCCGCGGGUGUUCGUUGCGAUCUUCCCUUUCACAUUACGACGAUCCCGCUUAGCCGUCUACCGGUCCGGCGUUUCGACACCGCGGACGAUGACUGACGCUCGUCCGACGCACGUCGACCGUCGUCAUCCGGCGGCGUCACCGCAGCCGGCCGCACCGGCGACCACGUGACGUGGUUGCSGCUGCUGCUGCGGCGGCGGCGCCUGCUGCAGGUCGCGAUCGCGACGACCACGGGUGAGCUGCUCGCUUACCGGGCGGCUACCGCGGCCGCUGCGGCKGUGGCCCAACGGACGGCCGUGGCGGUGGCGAUGUAUGGCAACGGUACCGGCGGCUCCGAAGUAGGUGGCUUUAAUUAUACGGACGAAUAUUCCGACGACGGCAACUGUUCCGCGUUCCCCGUGUCGCCGUCGUCCGUGUUCAACAACGCCACUGGCUGUUACGAGGAGCCCGUCGUCGUCAUCGUCAAGAACUAUUGGGCGCUCGGAUUGGUCGUGUUCCCAAUACUCACGCUGUUCGGUAACAUGCUGGUAAUUAUCAGCGUGUGCCGGGAACGGGCCCUGCAGUCAGUCACCAAUUAUUUUAUCGUCAGCCUGGCGCUGGCCGAUYUGCUGGUCGCCCUCGUGGUCAUGCCGUUCGCCGUCUACGUGCUGGUGAGUGCAUCGCGAUGCAGGUUGUGA